GAAAAUUCACUAUUAACACACCGGCCUUAAACCCCAACCUUCGCACCACCGAAAGCCCAAACCAGAAAUUCAGAGUCACAGCGCCAAUGGCCCGAUUACUCCGAGCUGCGCAAAGUGGCCUUCGAUCUUCUUCUUCAUUUUCCUCUUCUUCUUCUUCUUCUUCUUCACCCAAAAUCAUAAAGCAUGGCUUCCACCUUCAAUCCACACCUCCCCGAAAAUCCAUCUCGGCCUUUCCCUUCCAUGGCAGAGCAUACGUUUCGGAGGCCAUUUCCAAAUCGCCCCUCGAAUCUAACAUCCUUAGAAUCCUUCGCAAAGAGAUCCUAUACCAGUCUGACUAUGCUCCUCCACAUCAGCCUGAUAUGAAAUUCAAGUCAUUUAUGGUACAAGCUCGACCUGGUGAGCAAUGGAUUACAAUGAAAGGAAAAUUUGGAGAUACUGAAGAUAUUAAAAUCGAAGUUACCAUGUUCGAUGGGUAUCAACUUGUUCCUAAGCUUGGAGAUGAUAGCUCGGGGGAAAGUGUGCGGCUUCACAUUAGUUUGCUUGUUGAUAUCUCCAAGGGGGAUGGUUCCAAUGAAUUGGAGUUCAUUUGUUCUGCUUGGCCUGACAGUUUGGAAGUUCAGAAAGUUUAUAUAAUACGACGUGAUGGGAUGCUGGCAAAGCCUUACAUGGGACCUGAUUUCGGGAAAUUGAAGGAUAACAUACAGAAGACGUUUCUUGAGUACUUAGAAGCAAGAGGGAUCAAUGAUGAACUUUCCAUUUUCUUGCAUAAAUAUAUGAUGAACAAGGAUAAAACUGAACUUAUCCGAUGGUUAGGACACGUCAAGUCUUUUGUGGAGAAAUAAGACCGGAUAUCUUUCUCCUUAUUCUGGGAUAUGCUAACAAAUUUUUUAUAGUGUUAUUGAUUAGAAAGAAUUUUGUGGAUUUGAUAGUGAUAUUUAACCGUGCAAGAACCACUUUAAAUACAUAACGAGUAGGGACUGUUGAUGUUGAGGAGGCUUCCAUGCCUCUGCAUGGAGUUUCUAGAUCAGCUUGGAUGCUGCUCGCUACUAACAAUGGCCCUAGCGUCUUGUUGGUAAGGUUGCAAUUUUUAAAAUGCAAGCCUUCGAAAGAGAUUAUAUUAUGUUGGUGAUCCUGAAAUUGUUGAAGCUUUGGCCAUAUAUGAUAAAAGCUCUGAAUUUAGCAGCUGAUUGUAGCAAGAUUGAUGCUAAACUCGUGGUUCAAAGACUCGAUGAAGCAACUCUUGGGUCUUGGCUCGUUUGUUUUAUAGACGCAGGUCUUCUUUUUUUAUUUAAACAUGAAAUUCUUAUUUCUCAGAUGCUUUCAAUUGUGCAUUUACGAAUCAAAUUUGGGGUAAUCAGUAGUGGCAAUUGUAUAAUUAGGAAACCUCAAUAACGUCGUUGUGGCAAUGGGACUAAAUGCUAUGCGAUGAGGGUUGGGGAUAGGAAUGUAGGAUUGGCUCAUGGACUGCAUAAUAUUGAGCAAACAAAAGUUUCUGAA
This is a messenger RNA of Ziziphus jujuba (common jujube), 1497 nucleotides long. RefSeq lists its product as uncharacterized. The coding region runs from base 87 to 842 and encodes 251 amino acids. The record is from RefSeq and is a predicted model, not a curated record. Gene Ontology annotation, cellular component: mitochondrial matrix. Lineage: Eukaryota; Viridiplantae; Streptophyta; Magnoliopsida; Rosales; Rhamnaceae. The transcript is spliced from 3 exons.